AGCCUGAGGGGGUCCCCACCGAGCCUAGUGUCAAGCCGAGGCGCGGGAAGGGCACGUUCGCCUUAGCCGGGGCCGGGGCCCAGCUCUAGGCCUGCGGGCAGCGGGCUCCUGCCCCCAGGGGUAGCUCAGGCGCAGCCGGCGGCCACAGUUCCCGCCUCGCCCCGCUAGGUGGCGCCCCGAGCUCGGUUGCGGGGCGCCAGAGCGGCCGCAGCUGGAGGCUGCCUCGGAGGCAGCGGCUGGGCGCGUCCGGGCAGCCUGGCUGGGGGAAGCGCUCGCUGUGCAGCCGCCGGGCCUGGGCUGGGAGGAGCCGGGGCUGCUAUGAGCGCAGGCGGGGGCCGGGAGGAGGAGGGAGCCGCCGCCGCCGCCGUGAUGCUGCAGCUGCUCCGGGAGCAAGUGGAGCCCCCGGCGGAGGAGAGCAGGGCUCAGCGCUUCGCUCUCUGCCUGCCCCCUGGGGAGGAGGUAAAAGAAGUAGAAGAAACUAUAGAAGAGAUGUUAAUAAGGCUGGAUGAGUUCUGUGGCGUGACUGAUGUGAUUAGAAGCGAUACAUCCCAGAUCCUGGACGAGACCAUUCCGCUCAUUAAAGCCAAGGUGGUAGAAAUGAACUACAUCUAUGCCAAAGUUGAUAAAUUAGAGGCAUUUGUUAAAAUGGUUGGACGCCAUGUCUCUUUUCUAGAAGAACAAGUGCUUCAAGCGGAGGGGAACCACAGCACUGUGUCUCAUGCAGUUCGCAAACUACUUCAGUCUGCAGCUAUACCGUCUUUUAAAAAUAAGCAUACUUCAUCAGCACAGCAUACAUAUGACCUGCCUAAACUCUACAGAACUGAAGAUUAUUUUCCUAGGAACUAUGUAGGUACAAAGUAUCAAAGCCACUAGUAGCUGACUUCAUCUUAUAAGCAGCUUUUUAGGGAAAUGUUGCUUGAAAUGUUUUCAUGUCUGACUUUUGUUUUUAUGAUUCAUGUUUUGUUCAAAUAAAAACUUGAGAAUUCUGCUAAGAGGUAAAUGUAUAGCAGCGAUGGGGAAGGAGUGGCCUGCGAGUUUACUAUAUAUGCAUUUAGCUCCCUUAUUUUAAGGGGAGCCUAAAUAGUAUGCAUGGGGAAGAAAUGUAAAUAUAGUUCAGAAUAGAUUUGUUCACAAUGUUUUAUGCUAUUGCUGGGGAAAAAAAUAAAAACUCAUUUUGUUUACAGUGACAUUUUAGAAACCAAUUUGUUUACAUAUUUGAUCAGAAGAUUGCAGAUUGCUGUAUGUGUAUAGCAUAUUAAAACUAUUUCAUGUUAUGUGAUUUUCCUCCCACAUUUGAUAUGUUACUUUAUAGAUAUUUACCACAGUCUUUUGGUAAUAUUUCAUACCAAAAGCCUCCCACUGUUUUGAAUUUACAAGAUAAAUCUUAAACCUCUAAAAUCAAUGUGGUCCAAUUUUGGAAAUUCAGUAAGUUACACAUGGCUGAGACUUUCACUGAAAAUUGGAUCAGCUUCAAAAGCUGUUGUAUAAUGUAACUUGAAUGGUGUAAAUAAAUUUCUG
This is a messenger RNA of Mauremys reevesii (Reeves's turtle), 1518 nucleotides long. It is a transcript of the gene BCAS4, whose product is annotated as breast carcinoma amplified sequence 4. Lineage: Eukaryota; Metazoa; Chordata; Testudines; Geoemydidae. Bases 319 to 873 code for a protein of 184 amino acids. The record is from RefSeq and is a predicted model, not a curated record. Gene Ontology annotation, cellular component: BLOC-1 complex. The transcript has 5 exons.